Molecule: messenger RNA, 601 nt
Organism: Nicotiana tabacum (common tobacco)
Lineage: Eukaryota; Viridiplantae; Streptophyta; Magnoliopsida; Solanales; Solanaceae
Source: RefSeq, a predicted model, not a curated record
AAGACACAUUAACUCACACCCCACACAUCCAAAGUAAAGAGAAGAAAAAAGAAUGGCUGGCCCCUCUCAUCCAAAAACUCUCCCUUCUUCAUCUUCUACUACAACUCCAUCAUCUUCAACCUUAAACUCCGUGAAGUUCAAAACCCUAGUACAAUCCUUCAUUUUCUCCCAUUUAUACCGCAUUUUUCGCGCGCUAGCCAAGGCCAAAUCUAUCUUGUUUCAACUUGUCAAGAAUGUACAAUUAGUCCAUCUUCUUGAAUUUCCCACGAUGAAGAAGAACAAGAAGUACAAGAACAACAAACUUUUUCUUGGCUCAUUUAGGCUUCACUACAAUUGGUGUUCUUCUCAUGUAAUGCCAGUGCCAGUUCCAACUGCACUUGAGGAUUGUGCCACUGGCCAUGUUUAUUAUGACUCUACGUGGAAUUCUAUUAUUUCUACUGCUUGUGAUGAAUCAGAACUCUCUGGGUAUCUUCAAUGGCUUGAAGAGAAGGCUUGUGAGGAAAAUAAUGAAAAUAAUACAAAGAAUGGGAAUGAUAUUGAUAAGCUUGCUGAUAUGUUCAUUGCAAAUUGUCAUGAAAGGUUCNCAUUUUUAGAUAAUUAA